AUGUCAUCACCAACUCUGACAGCAAUUCAAACGCAAAUAAAUUUCUAUGCAAAUCCAGCUGUUGCGAUUUUAGGUGGUAUCGGUAAUAUAUUUGUUAUUAUAAUUUUCAGUCAACAACAUCGAAAUGCAUGUUUCCUGUAUCUAGUUACUGCAGCAAUAUUCAAUACGAUCUAUUUAGGAUUUAAUCGGAUUUUACAAUAUGUUCCAUUUUAUUAUCUGGAUGAAACAGCACGAGCAUUCUUCUUAUGUAAACUUCGGUUUUAUGCUCCAACUGUUCUUGGACAAGUGGCCAAGACAAUGAUUGUUUUUGCAUGUAUUGAUCGGUAUAUGAUUACAAGUAAUCGUGCUACUUUUCGAGCAUUAAGUACCUCUAAACGUGCAAAAUAUCUCAUAGUUUUUGCAAUUAUUUUUUGGUUCUUAAUUUCAAGUCACGUUGCAGUCGGGACAACAAUUAAUAAUGGUCAAUGUGGUACAUUUGGUGUUUAUGCAACAGUUUUCAACAUUUUUAUCAUUAUAGUUAUUGGCUCAAUUCCACCUAUUACGAUGAGUAUAUGUGGCUAUUUAACAUAUCGGAAUAUGAGGCGACUACGUCAUCGUAUUCAACCAGCUGUAAACAAUACAAAUGAAGGAAACGUUAACAUUCGACAAAGAGAUCGAGAUUUAUUAACUAUUGUCAUGUAUGAAAUAUUUAUUUAUGUUUUGACAGCAUCUUUAUAUCCAAUAGUUCUUGUGGAAACAAUGAUUAGUAAUAAUACAGCGUCAAAUAAAAGUGCUCAGUAUUUACAAGUUGAAAAUUUUCUACUUUUUAUAUCAUUUUUAUUAUUAAAUGUGAAUAGUGCUGCAGCUUGUUAUAUUUACCUUAUUUUAUCAAAAUCAUUUCGUCGAGAUUUUAAACAAUUAUUUAUGUAUACCUAUCGAAAACUAACAAGACAAACAGAAGUUGUGACUCAACACGGACCACCUGCAACAAUAAAAAGAAACACCCAAGUUUAA
Molecule: messenger RNA, 993 nt
Organism: Adineta steineri
Lineage: Eukaryota; Metazoa; Rotifera; Eurotatoria; Adinetida; Adinetidae
Source: the annotation of a GenBank genome assembly